AGUUAGCAUCUCUUGGUACUGGCAUGAAUACAGUGUGGGCUGGGCUGGGUGGGGGGGUGGCCCAGGUGGCCUUAGGACCCCCCCACCAUGGAAAACCAGCUGUGGCAGGGCACCCUGGGGUGUUGCAGUCAAUACCAAGAAAGCCCCCAGGAUGCUGAGGACAUCCUAUUCCUGCUGCUGGGUCUCAUCAUUCUUGUUAACAUCAGCAUCAAUGUGACAACUGUGGUCAGUGAUUACUGUGGCUCACCCAUAGGGAUGAAGAAGAUGUGGCAUGGGCUCCAGAAUGCCUUAGACAAGAUGAUCUGUUGGAUGAAUCAGAAAAUCCAGGCUACCGAAUGUCUCCUCAAAGAGCCCCCAGACAACUUCCAGGACGUCCACAUCCACUGUAUCCUGGACCCGGUACAAGUGAAGAUGGCGCAACCCACACACUGUUCCUCUUCCUCCUACCACUAUCUCCGUAAGCGCUACAGCAGCAGCAGGCGCCGCCGCAGGCGCUGCCGCAGCCGCCACCAGCAGGGCAGCCACAACCGCUACCCACAGGGCCGCUACAACCACCAGCAGAGGCUUCGAAACUGCAGGCAGCUCUCCCACCGCUACCAACCCUUUCGUAAACAACCUCAAAGCUACAAGAUGUUACAGCCGAGGCCACUGCCCUUUUGUGACCUGGAAAACCGGGAUUCCCUUCCGGAGGAUGACCAGUCCUGCCCACAUCCCAAAUACCCCCAUAGGGACUGGGGUGGUUUUUAUAAGCCAAAGGGUCGGGCAUCCAAUGUAAGACUGUGGGGCCGCCAGGGUGGGAUCCUCGCCAGCCUCCCCUUACCCUCUCUCUACCUGUCACCAGAGCUGCGCCGCUUGCCCAAGCGGGUAGAAGCCAAGUCAGAACUGAGGCUACAGACUUUCGGUCCCCAUUACUCACAGUCCCGGAUUUGGGGAAAUGUGGAAGCUGAGCCUUGGGCUUCACCGCCACCACCUGCCCGCCGGCUGCUUCCUAACCCUUCCUGGGUCACUGUGGGCUAUAGCCCUUUCUCUUCAGGGGGCCACAUACCGCACGAUGCCUGGGAUCAGCGGCGGCGUGGGGUGGACGGCUGUGAGCCAACACCGGCCUUUGGAUCCAGGAACCCCAGGUCAGAGGCCCAGGGCUAUUGGGAGCACAACUCCCCACAGGCCCACCGGCAGACCCUCCCUAGCUAUACCCACAGCCCACCCCAAUCCGUAGGACAUGUGGGUUACAGUUCCCGGGAAUCUCAUGAAGUCCGCAGGCGAGCAGCUGACUGGAGUGAGGUUUUUCCCUCUCGGCAUCCUCUAACCACUUCUACUUCCCUCACAGCAUUGGGUGAGGCUUACCAAAGGGCCCCUGCUGCCAGCUCCGGUUUGAUGAUCCCUCACUCCUCCCAGCCCUUACCUGAAGUCCAGGCUUCUGAUCCAACCCCACCUCCAACCACCUUUGUUCCGCUCAGUCGGAAUCCAGGUGGCAAUGCCAACUACCAGGUAUACGACAGCCUGGAGUUGAAAAGGCAGGUGCAAGAGAACAGAGGGCGGGCCAGCUCAUUGCCACUGCCUUCUGCCUCAGCUUCAAGGCCCUCUCUGCAUAGAAGUCGGACAGGGAAACUUAUAUGACCAGCAGGUGAAUCUGGGCAGAGGAACAGGGCGUGGAGGAAGGAAUAAAG
Messenger RNA from Phodopus roborovskii (desert hamster), 1667 nucleotides. It is a transcript of the gene Spem2, whose product is annotated as SPEM family member 2. The coding region runs from base 88 to 1617 and encodes 509 amino acids. The transcript is spliced from 3 exons. The record is from RefSeq and is a predicted model, not a curated record. Lineage: Eukaryota; Metazoa; Chordata; Mammalia; Rodentia; Cricetidae.